AUGUCAAAUCGAGGAAGACAACCGUCUGGACCUCCACCUAGUCGUAAACGUGAAACAAAAUGGUCUGGAAAACCAAAGAGAUAUGCCAAUUUUGGGGCACAAUCUUUUGAUACGGUGAUUACUGGUCAUCUUACCCAAGAGCAAUUAGAUGCUUACCAAAGAUACUUUAGAAUCGAAGAAAUCAGUAAUUUUUUGAGUGUGGCUAAGCAACAACACAAAUCAAUAGUGGAUGUAUUACCAUCUGCAAAGGUCGACGAGACUGAUCAUUACAAAAGAGACCCUUCCCCACCACCAAAGUACGACAAGAAUGGUAACAGAACUAAUACCAGAGAAAGGAGAGUUACAGAGGCAUUGGAAAAGGAAAGACACGAGCUAGUUGAAUUGGCUGCCUCCAGUAUAAAAAACUAUAUGAUUCCAUCCAACUAUCGUAGACCAUCAAGAACUGUCGAAAGGUUAUAUGUGCCAGUGAAAGACUAUCCCGAUAUUAAUUUUGUUGGAUUUUUGAUUGGUCCCAGAGGAAAUACAUUGAAGAAACUACAAGAGGAUAGUGGGGCACGGUUGCAAAUCAGAGGUAAGGGAUCCGUCAAAGAAGGAAAAAGUUCCGAUGGCUUUGGCUCUUCACAAACCGGAACUGACAUUCAAGAUGACUUGCAUGUUUUGAUAACAGCAGACUCUCCACUCAAGAUAUCUAAGGCAGUUAAAUUGGUUAAUGAAAUUAUUGACAAGCUCAUUUUCUCCCCACAGGGAAUGAACUUUAUGAAGCGUGAUCAGUUGAAGGAGCUUGCUGUUUUGAAUGGGACCUUGAGGGAAACAAAACCAUUUGAUCCAGAAGCUCACGAGAAGAAGCAACAACAACAAAUGGAUAUCACAAAGAUUGUAUGUAAAAUAUGUGGCAACAUUGGUCACAUUGCCAGGGAUUGUAAACAGAAUAAUGGAAAACGUCCACUUGAUGACAACGCUGAGAAUGAACCUACAACAAUAAAUAAGAAAGCUAGAACCGACGUACCACCACCACCACCUCCACCACCACCUCCAGCCCCUCCUUCUUCUAGUACAGAAAUCCUGAAACAAGUUCCUCCACCGCCUCCACCUCCACCCCCACCGGCACCAUCUGCUGCAGCUUCUGGUUUUGCCACUACCGAAAAUUACAAACAAGGAUUGGUACCUCCUCCACCGCCACCGCCACCGCCACCGCCUCCUCCUGUACGACUGGCAUUGGUAAAUUUUGAAAACAAUUCAAAAGUUUUAUUGACGAAGGAAAAGGAGGAAUCUGGCUCUAGUGAAUUGAAGAAUACGGGUGAAUCGAGUUCGAGCUCUUCUGGUGUACCACCUCUGCCUCCACCUCCAUCUUCGAAUGUUCCAAGGUGA
Candida albicans SC5314 is the source of this 1368-nucleotide messenger RNA. Its product is annotated as mRNA splicing protein. Gene Ontology annotation, biological process: regulation of mRNA splicing, via spliceosome. Gene Ontology annotation, molecular function: zinc ion binding; mRNA binding. The transcript has a single exon. The coding region runs from base 1 to 1368 and encodes 455 amino acids. The record is from RefSeq and is a predicted model, not a curated record. Lineage: Eukaryota; Fungi; Ascomycota; Pichiomycetes; Serinales; Debaryomycetaceae. Gene Ontology annotation, cellular component: nucleus.